UUAUUCAUAUUUCAGAUGUUCUGCUAUCUAGAUAUCAUUACUUUUUCAAAUACAACAGGAUAAAGAUGCUCCAAGUCUAGUCAAAAGAACUGCACCAAUACAACUGGCAAUGAGUAUUCUUCAUUGUUCCAAGUUUUCUCAAUAUUGUUGAAUUAUUGAUGGAGUAAAACACACUUUUUACAAUCAUGAAAGAAGCGGAAAAGGCAUUACUUGAACACUGGAAAACGGUUCUCAAAGAUCAUUUGGAUCCUUUGGAAAUGAUGGAGAGUCUUCCUGAUGUAUUCAUAAUUGGUACAGAGAAACAUACCAAAGUUAUGAAGAAUCGUAAAAAGACUCAUGAUGCAGUUGAGAUUAUAAUUAAUGAAUGUGCAAAUAGUGAUAUACAAAUUGAAGAGUUCACUGGUGCAAUGCGGAGAUGUGGCCAUGGCUGGUUAGCUGCGCUUGUAAGUGGGGAAAUUGAAGCUGAAGAGGUGGAAAGAGCUGUUAUUGAGAAUGAAAAUAGAGAGUUUAUCAGAAAAUAUCUCACUAUUAUUUCUCCACUUAUAAAAUCAACAAUUAAUGCAAAGGAGGUUGCAGUUGAAAUGGGAGAAAGAAUCACAAAAGAUGAAUUUGAACUUAUAGAAUGUCGUGCCAGAGAAGAUGGAAACCGAGAGGCUGUCAGAUUUCUUCUUUCAAUUCUUAUUCGAAAGCCGAUAAAAUGUUGGAACGAAUUGACAGAUGUUUGUAGACAUCUCAAUUAUGACACUGAACUAAUUGAAUCGCUAGAAUCUUUAUCAUUCAAAGAGACAGUGCAAUGUGCCACAUGUGAACCCCAAAAUGAUGUUGGUUCGGUUCAUGAAGCCAGUUUCAAGGAAAACACUGCAAACCCGAUACAAAAUACACGUCAAAUUAAUAUUCCAAGGCUGGCUGCACAGUUUCCAGUAGGCAUUCCUGAAAGUCAGUCUACAACCGUGGAAGUGCCAGGACGCCAAUUGAGAGAAUAUCAAAAAGAUCUAUCACAAGAUGCAAUUGAAGGAAAGAAUGUUAUUAUUUGUGCACCAACUGGUAGUGGAAAGACUAGAGUUGCAUCCCACAUUAUUUACACCAGGUUCAAUUCAACGCUAAAGUCUCAAAAUCCGAAGAUAGCGUUCAUUGUUCCAAGAGUUUCCCUAGCAAAGCAGCAAUGUGAUAACAUUAAGACUUAUUUUUGUGCAAGUGGAUGGUCUAUUGAUUAUCUUGUUGGAGACAGCAAAGCUACAUUGGAAGAUUCCUUACGAACUGCGAAUGUCGUUGUUAUGACUGCUCAAAUACUUCUGAAUGCUAUCACAACUGGUUCUGUGAAUUCUUUGAAAGUGUUCAAUAUGAUUGUAUUUGAUGAAUGUCAUCAUACUAUAAAAGAUAGUCCAUACAACAGUAUCAUGGUGCAAUACCUCAAUAUCAAAGUUGAUAAACAUAAUGGUCUUCCUCAAAUUGUGGGAUUAACAGCUACUCUUGGUGUUGGGAAAGGUAAAACAGAUUUUGAUGCUAUUGAGCAUAUGCUAAUGCUUUGCGCAAAUCUCGAUGCAACUGGUGGAAUUGUGACUGUUCCUCUGACACACAGAGAUGAGUUGAAUAAAUAUACACCAAAAGUUGAGGAAGAUAGUGUUGUUCUGGAUGAUAACACGAUCAAUGACCCAUUUACAUUAUGUCUAUGUGAAACAAUAGAUGAAAUGGUUGGAAUUCUUCACAACAUGGAUAUCCAUAAGAUUAAAGGAGUAACCAGACCACAACCUAUUGCGAAAGGGUCACAACAGUAUAUUCAGUGGUGCAAGGAUUUUGCUGCAAAAGCAAUCCAAUAUCUCAGGGAAGACAGUGAUGUUAAUUUUUGUAGAAAUGUUCAAGCAUGUGUAUCCCAGAUACAAUUAUUCAAUGAGGCACUUGAUCUUCAUUUCAAAUGUCGCGCUGUUGAUGCUCUGAAGUAUUUGGAAGCCAAGUUGAGUCAAUCACAUGACAUAAAUCUUACAAGUGUUGAAAAAAAUCUACAACAGCUGGCUUUGAAAAGUAUUGAAAAACUCAAAGCAUAUUACAAUGAUCCUCAUUGUGCCAACCAAAAUCUAAACAAGAUGGAGAAGGAGAUUCUCGGAACGUUUGUGAAUGACCUUGAUUCUAGAGCAAUGUUGAAUGUUUUAAGGCGUCAAUAUGCUGAACCAAUUAAAGGCUGGUUAAAUGAAACAGAAGCAUUGAAAAAACUGAAUAUCCGUGCAGAAUAUUUUACUGGAGUCGGAAAGAGCAGAGAUGGUGCCGCUCCUGGAUUAACUCACAGCAAACAGGAGAAAAUUCUCGAGGAGUUCAGAAAUGGAAACAUCAAAAUUCUUGUGUGUACUCCAGAUGUUGCGAGCGAGGGUAUGGAUAUUGUCAAUUGUAAUCUGGUCAUUUGCUAUGACUAUGUCAAAAAUGAAAUAAGUAGCACUCAAGUCAAGGGGAGGGCAAGAAAACCACAAGGGCGCAUGGUUCAAUUUUCAUCUCAAUCUGUUAUGGCUAAAGACAAAGUAAAUAUAUCAAAAUUUCUCCUGAUGGAAAAAACAACUGAAGUCGUUCAAAAUAUGUUCAGAACAAAUGAGAGAAAAUAUCUAGAUGAAUUGCAAAAACAUCAGAAUUUGACAAUAUGUGAUUAUCGUCUCAAGCAAAAAUUAUCAACAGCCAACCCAAACGAGAUGAAUAAUUCCUCUCCGUUCAAAGUACGCUGCAAAAAAUGCAGCAUAUUCGCUUGCAUGAGUGAUAAUAUAGAAGUUGUUAAUGGAACAAAUCAUACUUGCAUUACAGAAGAUUUUAAAACAAAAUAUAUAGAGCGACCAGUUGAAGACGGGGGAACUGAAAGAAAACAUGGAUUAUUUUGCAAAAACUGUGAUACUAAAUGGGGUAUCUUUGCACGAGUAAGGAGAAUUCUUAUCCCUCAACUUCGACCGGAAGCUUUCAAAUUUGUUGAUGACAUUAAUCCUAGCAAUGAUCCAAUAAUGGGAAGCAAAUGGAAGAGCAUAAAGAUUCAAUUUAAGACAACAAGUUAUGAUGACUUAACAGAAAGGAUGUUUCUGGCAAAUAUGUAAUAUAAUGUUAAAUAUUACUUGUAAUAAUUGUAAAAUAAAACCUUCAAAUUACUAUUGCAUAUGAUGGCAUCAAAUCAGAUUAAAGAAAAAUCAGUGAGCUAUGAGGUAAUGCAAUAUUUUUAAUUUUGUGCAUGCGAUAAAGAUGAUAAUACUUCAUAUUAUGUCUAUAUUUGUAAUAAACAUAAUCUUCAAAUGAAAGUAUAUAUUUUAUUGUUUCUUUUAUAUUUAUUGACUGUAAGUCUAUCCUGUACUUCUAGCAAAGUUCAAUUUGUUUAAUCACACUACAUAAUUAAUUGGUCAUAAAAGAUUCAAAUGAAUGCCUUGGCAUUGAAUAGAAUUAGGUUUCAAACUUUAUGUCAGUGUAAAAUAUCACUUGGGCCACCUUUCAUGACAAUUACUUAGCGCAAUAAGAACUUAGUGGAGCAGCACAGCUAUUAACUGAACUAAUAAGUAAUUUUGGUUUAUUUUCUUAUAAUGUUGGCUCCUCCUGUAUAUAUUCAUGUUUCCACAUGGAUCUGUAUAUUAUUCCGUUAAUAACACAGGAAAUUUAUUUGAAGAGCAAAUUGCAACAUGUUUAAAAUACUGUAUAUCUAUCUACCUUUGUGUAUAUAAUAGGCACAACUGGUUCAUAGGUCCCUGUUUUGUUGUUAUUUACUGCAAUAUUGAAUGCUUUUAUGCCAAUGUAUGAAAUUGUAUUUUACGAGAUGCUUCAAUAUUUUUGGUUGUGAUUUAGGUAUUUUCUACCUUCUUGCGCGCAUUUUAGCUAUUGCAAUUUUGAUUCUUAUAUUUAAUUUAAACUUUUAAAAAUCGAAAUAUCGAACUGUUUCCCU
Molecule: messenger RNA, 3892 nt
Organism: Styela clava
Lineage: Eukaryota; Metazoa; Chordata; Ascidiacea; Stolidobranchia; Styelidae
Source: RefSeq, a predicted model, not a curated record